AUGGGAUGUACACUAUCUAAGGAGGAGCGAGACGCCUUAGAGCAGAGUCGUAAUAUCGACAAAAAGCUUAAAGAGGAUGGAAUGCAGGCAGCGAAGGAUGUUAAACUCCUCCUCCUCGGCGCCGGCGAAUCGGGCAAAAGCACUAUUGUGAAACAAAUGAAAAUCAUCCACGAAGGCGGUUUCACCCAGGAGGACAACAAACAGCACAAGCCUGUCGUCUACAGCAACACAAUUCAAUCCAUGGCUGCCAUUCUUCGGGCAAUGAACACCCUCGGCAUUGCCUUUGGUGAUCCCGUCCAGUGCCCCGAGGACGCACGGGUGGUGAGUGAUGUGAUUCAGGCAAUGCAAGACACCGAACCCUUCUCUGAGGAACUCCUGGAGGCCAUGAAACGGUUGUGGGCGGACCCCGGCGUUCAGCAGUGUUUUGUGCGAUCCAAUGAAUACCAACUCAACGACUCCGCAAAAUAUUUCCUAGAUGAUCUGGAUCGAUUGGGUGCCAAAGAUUAUCGACCCACUGAGCAGGAUAUCCUGCGAACACGAGUCAAAACGACCGGGAUUGUAGAAGUACACUUUCAGUUCAAAAACAUGAACUUCAAACUUUUCGAUGUUGGUGGACAGCGCUCUGAGCGGAAGAAGUGGAUCCACUGUUUCGAGGAUGUUACCGCGAUCAUUUUCUGCGUCGCCAUGAGCGAGUACGAUCAGUGGCAUUUGUCAAAGGUGCACAAACUUGGCAGUGGGAAGCAGACCUACGAGGAGGCCGCGAUCUACAUUCAGGCGUCGUUUGAAGCGAAGAACCGGUCGCAGAACAAGGAGAUUUACUGUCACCAGACGUGUGCAACCGACACGAAUAAUAUUCAAUUUGUGUUUGACGCCGUGACCGAUGUGAUCAUCGCCAACAACCUGAGGGAAAUGGGUUGUCUUUUGUCGAAGGAAGACCGCGAGGCUCUGGAACAGAGUCGAAAUAUUGACAAAAAACUCAAGGAGGAUGGUAUCCAGGCCGCUAAAGACGUUAAACUCCUCCUCCUGGGGGCUGGUGAAUCCGGCAAGAGUACGAUUGUGAAACAAAUGAGGAUAAUUCACGAGGGAGGCUUCACCCAGGAGGACAACAAACAGUUCAAACCGGUGGUCUACAGCAAUACAAUCCAAUCGAUCGCUGCCAUUCUUCGUGCAAUGAACACCCUUGGCAUCGCCUUUGACAAUCCGAAGCAGGGUGCUGAGGAUGCGCGUAUGGUGAACGAGGUUAUCCAAUCAAUUCAUGACACCGAGCCCUUCUCCUUUGAACUUCUACAAGCCAUGAAGCGAUUGUGGGCCGAUCCCGGCGUCCAGCAGUGUUUCCAACGCUCCAACGAAUACCAGCUCAACGACUCUGCUAAAUAUUUCCUCGACGACCUGGAUAGAUUGGGCGCGAAGGACUAUCAGCCGUCAGAGCAGGACAUCUUGCGAACUCGUGUCAAGACCACCGGGAUUGUCGAAGUGCACUUCCAGUUCAAGAAUAUGAACUUCAAACUCUUCGACGUCGGUGGACAGCGCUCUGAGCGGAAGAAGUGGAUCCACUGUUUCGAGGAUGUCACCGCGAUCAUUUUCUGCGUCGCCAUGAGUGAGUACGAUCAGGUGUUGCACGAGGACGAGACCACGAACCGCAUGCAGGAGUCCCUCAAACUCUUCGACUCCAUCUGCAACAACAAGUGGUUCACCGACACCAGCAUUAUCCUCUUCCUCAACAAGAAGGACCUGUUCGCCGAGAAGAUUAAACGGUCACCGCUUACCGUCUGCUUCCCCGAAUACCCAGGUAUGAAUCCAAUGUGGUCGCAUCCUCAUACAUUUUGUGUGUGUUGCGUGCCAAAGCAUGAUGUGUGGAGCGUUUGUGUGAGCCUUGGCGGUGCCGCGCACACUGUUCAAGCUUGCCCUGCCCCCGAAUGGCGAUGUCUUUGGUCCUGCAGCGGUCGUUAUUUCCUGCUCAAUGAGAAGUGUCCCCCACCCUUAAUCCUCUCUGCGCCCCUGGUGUUUAGCGGGACUUCGCGCAAGGUGGAGCAGAUGGACGCCAGCCUUGCCUCACUCAUUUACACCGAGGCCUGGAGAAGCCUCUUUCGUGGAAUUUUAGCACUUUUUUUGAAAGCGGACCUCGAGUGA
Mesocestoides corti is the source of this 2130-nucleotide messenger RNA. NCBI's taxonomy places the organism in Eukaryota, Metazoa, Platyhelminthes, Cestoda, Cyclophyllidea, Mesocestoididae. The record is from the annotation of a GenBank genome assembly.